AUGUCUACACGGUCGCAGGACGAAUUGCACAGAGUCGCAAGCUCAGACGCAGGCACCGAUGAGCACACGCUAUACGACCACACCUCCGACGAAGAAGGCUACGAUGGCAGGGCCUCGGGCGAGCUUUCUAAGAACGACCACGACAUACUAGACUCGGAAGACGAGCGCGAAAAGCUGCUUACAGGAGAUGGGGCGGGCAAGGGCAUCCUGGGCCGCAGAAGCUCAGCCGUAAAGAUUGGGAAAUGGGUCAAGGGCAAGACGAAAGCGCGCAGAAAAGGUGGCCAUGAGGAAGCGAACGCGCUCAUGUAUGAGAUGGAGGAGGGCAUCGGGGCCUCGAGUGCCAGUCUCAGGUCUACGAGGAGUGCUGAACAAGACAAAGAGCGGUUACUUGCGAAUGAAUCGCAGCGAAAGACACAGAGGAAGAGUCUAUUUCGCCGGAUAGCCAUAUAUAUCUCGAUUAUCAUACUGUUUGUCGUUCUCCUAGCAACCGCAUACAAUCUCUCCACCCCACAGGAUAUCAGAGCGGCGGCGGCGAUGGUCUCGAAUGGUACCUCACUAUUCGCGCCCACUACGAUCCUUAUAUCUCUCGACGGCUUUCGCGCCGAUUUCCUGUACCGCAAUAUUACGCCUACGCUCAGUCAGUUUGUACAGGAGGGUAUCUCGCCAAAGUACAUGCUGCCCAGCUUCCCCAGUGUGACCUUUCCGAACCAUUAUACGCUCGCGACUGGCUUGUAUCCCGAAGCGCAUGGCAUUGUGUCCAACACAUUCUGGGACCCAGAUAUCAAGGAGGAGUUUCACUACACGGAUCCCAAAAGAAGCUUGCAGCCUUAUUGGUGGGGAGGCGAGCCUCUAUGGGUGACGGCCGAGAGGCAGAAUGUGCGGGCAGCAGUGCACAUGUGGCCAGGCUCAGAAGCCAAUAUCCUGGAACAAAAGGUUGCGUACGUUGACAAAUACAACGGGUCAGAAGUUCUCUCCAGAAAGGUCGAUCGCAUCAUGGGGUUCCUUGAUCUGCCCGGUCCUAAAGACGUUGGCGCAAGUGCGGCUACUCCUCGACCCCAACUCAUCGCUGCGUAUGUUCCCGAUGUAGAUGGCGAUGGUCACACAUACGGCCCAAACAGCACGGAAAUCCGGAAAACCAUCACAAGGGCUGAUACCCUGGUGGGUGACAUCCUCAAGGGCCUCCAUGCGCGCAACCUUACAAACAUUGUCAACGUGGUUGUUGUGUCCGACCACGGCAUGGCAACAACAGACACUCAGCGCCUCAUCCAACUCGAAGACCUCGUUGACCCUGCUGAGAUCGAACACAUUGAUGGUUGGCCUCUCUACGGUCUCCGACCUAAGGACCCUUCAGCCCUGCGUCGCCUAUACAACCAGAUCAAAGAGCGCACUGCCAACAACCCCAACGUUGAAGUGUACCUCCGCGACGAGAACAUGCCCGAGCGAUACCACUUUAGCAAAAACGACCGUAUAGCCCCGCUUUGGAUCGUGCCAAAGACGGGGUGGGCCAUUGUCACCAAGGACCAUUUCAACGUGGAAAAGGGAAAGCAGAAAGGCGAGGUGUAUCAUCCACGGGGUCUCCAUGGCUACGACCACGAGCACCCACUUAUGCGCGCCAUAUUUGUAGCCAGGGGUCCUGCGUUCCCGCACCAACCAGGCAGUCAGAUGGAGCCGUUUCAAAACAUUGAGAUUUACAACAUCAUCUGUGACUCGAUCAAGUUGACGCCGGCCCCCAACAACGGCACACUGCGUCUCCCGCUCAAACCCAUUGGUCUGCACAGCGACGGCAAGCCCGAAGAUGACGAGACGCCACAGGAUCCAGUGCCUUCUUACUCUCCUUCCCCUUCUCCGUCCCCAUCCCCAUCUCCAUCAUCAUCAUCCGCCCAGCCAUCUUCCUCCUCAUUCUCAUCCACAAACCUCGCAUCCAUCUCCUCAACUCCACUCGACUCUCUCUCCAGCAUCUCAGCCUCAGCCUCGGGUCUCGAAGGCAUCCAGCCGACGCUCGAGGAAGAAGCCCCCGUGCGUCCCACGCCCCCUAGUACCGGCAAGGAUGAGCUCAAGGAUAAAGAUAAGGCCGGCGGUGAUGACAAAAACAAAGAUGAUGAAGACAAGGAAAAGGAAAAAGAAAAGGAAAAAGAGAGUUGGUGGGAGUGGCUUACGCACAAGGCUGAUGGGAUUGAGGAGUGGGUCAAUGAAUUCAUCAAUGAUCAUGUCAAGGGUGAUAAGGACAAGGAUAAGGAUAAGGAUAAGGAUAACAGCAAGGCUGAGGAUGCGAAGAGUGGUUAA
This is a messenger RNA of Exserohilum turcica Et28A, 2283 nucleotides long. RefSeq lists its product as uncharacterized. Gene Ontology annotation, molecular function: ribonucleoside triphosphate phosphatase activity; nucleoside triphosphate diphosphatase activity. The transcript is spliced from 3 exons. NCBI's taxonomy places the organism in Eukaryota, Fungi, Ascomycota, Dothideomycetes, Pleosporales, Pleosporaceae. Gene Ontology annotation, biological process: nucleoside triphosphate metabolic process. The coding region runs from base 1 to 2283 and encodes 760 amino acids. The record is from RefSeq and is a predicted model, not a curated record.